CCGGCAUUGAUUCGGGCUGCUUGGGUUGCGCGGGGUCCUUUUAGUCGUGCGCUGCUGUAGUCAUUGGACAGACGCGACACAUCAAACUCUCUCUUCAUUCUCAAACAUACAGGAAGUUAAAGAUGGCAUCGAUGUUGAUGAAUUCCCUGAGGAACGGUCCAGUGACAUCUGUGCAGGCCGCUCGGUUCGCUGUUCGUUCCCUCAGCUCGACUGCUCAUCUGAAAGCUCAAGGUAGUGUGUCAGCAAAGAGCAAGAAAACUCUUGACAAACCGGGAGUGAGGAACAUUGUUCUGGUGGAUGGUGUCCGAACCCCCUUCCUCCUAUCGGGCACUACAUACUCAGAUCUGAUGCCCCAUGAUCUGGCCAGAGCUGCAUUACAGGGUCUUCUGAACAAAACCAGUAUCCCUAAAGAUGCUGUUGAUUAUAUCGUCUAUGGAACUGUGAUUCAGGAAGUGAAGACCAGUAAUGUGGCCAGAGAGGCUGCUCUUGGUGCUGGAUUUUCAGAUAGGAUUCCUGCUCACACAGUGACUAUGGCGUGCAUUUCUUCCAACCAAGCAAUGACCACAGCUGUUGGUUUGAUCGCUUCUGGCCAGUGUGAGUCUGUGGUCGCCGGAGGCGUCGAGUUCAUGUCCGACGUUCCGAUUCGCCACAGCCGUAAGAUGAGGAAGACGAUGCUGUCACUCAACAAGGCAAAGUCCAUCGGCGCUCGGCUCUCUCUGCUGGGCUCCAUCCGCCUCGCUCACCUCGCACCAGAGCUGCCGGCUGUAGCUGAAUUCUCCACUGCAGAAACGAUGGGUCACUCCGCCGACCGUCUGGCGGCUGCGUUCGGUGUCACGCGUGUGGAGCAGGACGAGUUUGCUCUGAGGUCACACACUUUCGCUAAGAAAGCUCAGGACGCUGGACUGCUCAAUGAUGUCAUCAGCUUCAAAGUGCCAGGAAAGGAUAUUGUGUCGAAAGACAACGGGAUUCGUAUCUCCUCCAUGGAACAGAUGGGCAAACUGAAGGCAGCCUUUAUUAAACCUCACGGCACCGUAACGGCCGCAAACUCCUCCUUCCUGACUGACGGUGCGUCUGCAGUUUUGAUCAUGUCAGAAGAGAAAGCUUUGGCUAUGGGUUACAAGCCUAAAGCGUAUCUCAGAGAUUUUGUGUACGUUUCUCAAGACCCAAAAGACCAGCUGCUUCUCGGGCCGACCUACGCCACUCCUAAGGUCCUGGAGAGGAGCGGUCUGACCAUAAACGACAUUGAUGUUUUCGAAUUCCAUGAAGCUUUUGCUGGUCAGAUCAUGGCUAACCUGAAGGCGAUGGACUCUGACUAUUUUGCACAGACGUAUAUGGGCAGGAAAUCUAAGGUUGGCGCACCUCCAAUGGACAAGUUUAACUCAUGGGGGGGCUCUCUCUCUCUCGGGCAUCCAUUUGGUGCCACAGGCUGUAGGCUGGUGACCACCGUAGCCCACCGUCUGCAGAAAGAAGGGGGGCAGUACGGCCUGUUGGCAGCAUGUGCCGCUGGAGGACAGGGUCAUGCUAUGGUGAUUGAAGCUUAUCCCCAAUAAUCUCUGUAGAUACAUUACACCAUAAUGCACUGCGCACACAGUUCGAUUCUGUAAAUAUGCCUCGAAAUGCCUUGAGAAGGAUUGUUCCUGAAAUGUAUCUGGAGGUUGUUUGUUUGGAAAUGAUGCUUGUGACCUGGAUGUAAAUGUUAACAUAGCUUUGUUGAUUAUAAGAUAUUUUUGCAUGCUGAAUAUAGCACUUCAAACAGGCCAGUUGAAUUCAGUCAUUAAACAGGGAAUCUAGAUUUCUUCUUCUGAACACCAGACUGCUCUUUAAUUUAUCUGUCAUGUAUAGCAGAUUGUUUUUUAUCAACGAUAUUUGUCUGGAUGUGUUCACUUCAAAUACGAAUAGGUCCAUGGUCACUUUAGCUCUUGAUGAUCGGCAAGAACGACUGAUAGAUCAGCUGUAAAAACAAAGGCACAACAUGUGCCUCAUAGGGUAACAAUGUGGAAACAUCUCGUCUCUUUCCUCGCCUUUUCUAAAAAGAAAUAAACAUCAUUUGAAAUCA
Molecule: messenger RNA, 2056 nt
Organism: Triplophysa dalaica
Lineage: Eukaryota; Metazoa; Chordata; Actinopteri; Cypriniformes; Nemacheilidae
Gene: hadhb
Product: hydroxyacyl-CoA dehydrogenase trifunctional multienzyme complex subunit beta
Exons: 16
Coding region: 123-1550 (475 amino acids)
Biological process (GO): fatty acid beta-oxidation
Molecular function (GO): acyltransferase activity, transferring groups other than amino-acyl groups
Source: RefSeq, a predicted model, not a curated record